This is a messenger RNA of Gracilinanus agilis (Agile Gracile Mouse Opossum), 708 nucleotides long. RefSeq names its product troponin I, fast skeletal muscle-like. Gene Ontology annotation, biological process: muscle contraction. The record is from RefSeq and is a predicted model, not a curated record. Gene Ontology annotation, cellular component: troponin complex. The transcript has 3 exons. NCBI's taxonomy places the organism in Eukaryota, Metazoa, Chordata, Mammalia, Didelphimorphia, Didelphidae. The annotation marks the transcript as partial.
CUGGCUAGUGGCUGAGGGACCCUGACUCCGCUAGUCACUUUGCCUCUGUCAGCCUCAGUUUCUUCAUCUAGAGAAUGGGGUCAUGCCUAGAGGGCCUCCCUUAGGUGACUCUGAGGCUCAAAUGAGAUGAAGGGAAUUAAUCAGUGGCGACCACCUGCCCCUCCCAGAAAAUCACCUGCUCACAUGACCUAGAUUUUAUUGUAACUUUAUUUAUCGGGUUCCCUUUGGCAUCCCUGGCUCCCCUGAUGUCAGACAGUGUUUAGCAGGAGGAUGCUGAGAGAGGCUCUGGGCCUUGCUUUUUUCCCCUUCUGUGAAAUGGGAGAGAAGCCUCUAUCUCCACCUGACAGAGGAUGGCUGUGGAGAAACUGGAGGCCUGGCAGGAGGGCUAGGGGAGGGCGGGGGCUGGGCAGGACCCCGACCCUAACCCUUUCCCUGUGCCCUCUGCAGAAAAGGAACAGGGCCAUCACCGCCCGCAGGCAGCACCUGAAGAGUGUCAUGCUCCAGAUUGCUGCCACGGAGCUCGAGAAGGAGGAAAGCCGCCGAGAAUCGGAGAAGGCCAACUACCUAGCAGAGCACUGCCCGCCGCUGCACCUGCCGGGGUCCAUGUCUGAAGUGCAGGACCUCUGCAGGCAGCUCCAUGCCAAGGUCGAUGCCGCUGAGGAGGAGAAGUACGACAUGGAGAUGAAGGUUCAGAAGAGCACCAAGGAG